AUGGAUAGUUGCAAGGCAAUGUCUACUUCGAUGGGAUCCAUAUCUUAUGUUAAUCAAGAUGAAUCAGGUGUUUCAAUUGAUAUAACAAAGUAUCGAGGUAUGAUUGGUUCCUUACUUUAUUUGAAGGCAAGUCGUCCUGAUAUUAUGUUCAGUGUGUGUCUCUGUGCUCGUUUUCAAGCCAAUCCAAAAGAAUCACAUCUCACGGCUGUUAAGAGGAUCAUGAAGUAUCUCAAGGGAACAACAAAUGUUGGCUUAUGGUAUCCUAAAGGAAGUAAAGCUGAUCAAAAAAGUACCAGUGGUACAUGUCACAUCCUUGGAAAUGCAUUAGUAUCUUUGGCUUGCAAGAAACAAGCGUGUGUUCCUCUUAACACUGCCGAAGCGGAAUACAUAGCAGCAUGCAGCUGUUGUGCUCAAAUACUUUGGCUUAAGCAACAACUUCGUGACUACGGACUUGAUCUUGGAUGCAUUCCUCUUCGUUGUGGCAACACAACUUUUUUCACUGAGUAA
This is a messenger RNA of Lathyrus oleraceus (garden pea), 507 nucleotides long. RefSeq lists its product as uncharacterized. NCBI's taxonomy places the organism in Eukaryota, Viridiplantae, Streptophyta, Magnoliopsida, Fabales, Fabaceae. The transcript is spliced from 3 exons. Bases 1 to 507 code for a protein of 168 amino acids. The record is from RefSeq and is a predicted model, not a curated record.